AUGUCAAGUCCGACUAGAUGGGUAGUCUUGUCAUCACUGGCUCUAGUAUUGGUCGGAAAUUACUAUAUAUACGACAUUCCAACAGCACUCAAUCGCCAACUUAAUGCAGCCAUGGGCGUUGACAAGAAGCAAUGGCAGUUUAGCCUUGCACAAUCGUAUUCAUUCUACACAUUGCCCAACAUUAUCAUGCCGUUUGUGUCGUCCAUCCUCGUUGACCGAAUAGGAUCUCAUUGGGCUCUGGUGAUACUAUCUCUAUGUACGAUUUCUGGUUCGAUUGUAUUUGCUGCUGGAGUGUAUAUGCAAGAUAUGUUUGUAUUUCUGGCUGGACGAUUUAUCUUGGGACUUGCAGGAGAAUCGCUAGGAGUUGCACAGGCGCGACUAACCUGCCGCUGGUUUGGUGGACCAGAACUAGCAUUUGCUCUUGGUAUCAAUCUAUCUACUGCGAGAUUAGGAUCAGUACUAAAUGACCUGCUUACACCUACGUUUGCUAUGCUUCCGACUACCAUGUACAAUGGAAUUCUUGUGGGAGAGCAUGCUUCUACGCAGUUUGCCGUGUUUAUAGGGGUGUUUGUCAGUUUUUGUUCAACGCUGGCAGCAAUUAUUGCUGUCAUCAUUGAUCUCUAUACCUUCCAAGAACCAAUCUACCAAUAUCAAAAUAUACCUUCAUACCAAGAUUCCGUGGGCGGUAGUGCCAUUGACAACACAUUACACCCUUACGAGGAUCAUCACAACAUUGACUGUAAUGCAUCGUUCCAGGAAUCAAACACGGGUAAUUUUAUAGAACACCACGCCAGUACUUCAAAUCUGCAGCCAAUUCAACACGGUGCAAGACCUUCGAAUUUAUCAUUUGCUUCUUUAUCGGUUGGGAGCUCUACAAUGUCUGGUUUCAUAGCACCACAAACUGUUGUGAGAACCUGGUGGAGUCCUUUGACGGAUAAUUUGGCUCAUGUUCAACAUGACACGACUUUGAAUGCUGAUAUGCAUACAAGAACAUCGGAAACUGCAAAUAGUAUCAGAGAUUCUAUUCAAACAUCUUAUGCAGAACAGAGUCAGCCAGUCCAGAAUAUUCGUGACUCAUUGGGAAAAAGUGUUCCUACUAUCCAUUACCUGCAGAGCUUUGGAUCAAUUUCAAAUGCUACACAAAGUGCUGAUUCCGUCUCUACUAUUAAUCCUGCUCAAGCGAGGACCGCGUCUUUAUCCUUGGUCAGUCCACGCAGUCUUGCACAGUCAUCACAUCGACGACCAUCGCAAUCACUUAUUCAAACAAUGCCAUUAGUUGUUGAGGAAGAACAAAGGGAAUCUACCCAAGGACUUUCAUCGCCUGAUGAAUACCUUACAUCUGCCUAUCAUACCAACGACAAUAUAGCAUCUGAUUAUAGCAUGUGGACGGAAAUAUGGUAUUUGCCACUUGAAUACUGGCUGAUUGUCAGUCUUAUGGUGAUCUAUUACGGGAGCACAAUGGCAUUGAUAAACGUUCUUGGAGAUGAACUGCAGAACAUUUUGCUCUUUCCAAAAAACUCACAGCAAGCUGGAUGGAUGCUUGCUAUACCUGAUUUAGUAUCUACAAUACUGGUGCCGGUGUGUGGAUCAAUAAUUCAGUAUCGCGGACGCAGAAUAUUUAUUUUAGGAGUAUGUGGCAUGCUGCUGGUGAUAGUGCACGCUGUGCUUGUGUUUGCAAAAAAUACCAUGGUUCCUGCUGCGGCGAUUUAUGCCAUCUGUCUUGUGGUUCUUGGAAUAGUAUAUGCUUUUUAUAUUUGUAUUGUAUGGCCUUUAAUUGCAUUUGUUGUGCAAGAUAGUUUUCAGGAAAUGUCAUACACUCUGUCAACUUCGCUGUUAAACACUGGUCUUACGAUUAUCCCACUUUUGUCAGCACAAUCUAUCAUCACCUCUGGCUCGGUUUCAGACUAUACCCAAAUGCACUAUUUACUCAUGGGGCUAUCGGCAUUUGGUACGUUUGUGAUUUGUCCGUUACUCUUUUGGAAGGAUCAAGUUUCAAACGAAGGGAUAAUCAACACAACUGGUGAUGCUGAAUAUGUUCAGCGUGUUUCCCAUCGCAUUAUAUCCGAGUCCGAUAUUUAUUGUGAUUACGAUAUCUAUCCCAACUAUUAUCAGCAGGCUGAUCAUCCCAUAGGAUAUGAUGGGCGAAACGACGAAGAUGGCUUGAGCGAAAAUUGCAUUGAUCGUAAUCAUCAGCAGUAUAACUCUAAAAUGUCGUUAUCAAAUCCUCAAACUUUGGAUCAUUGUUCGACCAAGUUGACCGAUACAAAACGAUGGUUUGAGUAUGGUACAAUGUAUGGCACUAUUGUGGACGAGAAUACAGGCAAAGUUGUAGCUUGCAACUCUAAACGAUCGUUGCCGAUUGAAGCAAAUGGUUUAAACCCCUAUGAGCAAUCACAUUGCGAUAAUUUACAGGUAUACAACUCUGCAGGCUCAAAAGCACUCAGCGAUACCACAUACAAUCCAUAUAGUGCGUUGAUUCAUUAG
Molecule: messenger RNA, 2484 nt
Organism: Batrachochytrium dendrobatidis JAM81
Lineage: Eukaryota; Fungi; Chytridiomycota; Chytridiomycetes; Rhizophydiales
Exons: 5
Coding region: 1-2484 (827 amino acids)
Source: RefSeq, a predicted model, not a curated record